Molecule: messenger RNA, 1580 nt
Organism: Neoarius graeffei (lesser salmon catfish)
Lineage: Eukaryota; Metazoa; Chordata; Actinopteri; Siluriformes; Ariidae
Gene: dexi
Product: Dexi homolog (mouse)
Exons: 2
Coding region: 595-864 (89 amino acids)
Source: RefSeq, a predicted model, not a curated record
UAAUAACGCGACGUUUGUUUUUCUGAUUUGACACCGAUUGUUAAUUCUCGCUGCCUAGCUAUCUUUUUAUUUACUUUAAGCUAUGUUUUGUGGCAGAGUAAAGUAGUCGUGUUUGAUAUUGCAGGUUUUAGAAAAAUAAUCGACGCGACUUCGAGUGAGAGAAAAUUCGAAAGGAUUUAAAAAUGGAUGUUGAGUUCAGAAUGCGGUUCUGGACGUGAACACGCGCUGAUUGGUGUGCAGGAAAUGAAGUGAUCCAGGACCGCUUGGAAUGUUAAGAGACGUUUUAAAUGAUAAAAACGUGCUGAUUUUUGCCGAGUCGUCUUUUUCCCCCCCGAGGUGAUGGGAUGUUGGAGAUUGUACACAGUCAGCUCAUGCGUGUGAAGGAGUGGAUGUGCUGCAGUUGGCCUGUUCAUUCACCGGCCACACACCAGAGCCUUUAACAGACUGGACAGGAUUUAAAAAAUUUCCCAAUCCUCCACUACAGUCAUGCACCAGAAGAAGCCAUCCAUCCUGCACUUCAUCUUCAUCAAAUAAACCUUUUCCGUAUGUUUACAGGAUUUGCCCCAUGAGACAAGACCACAUGUCUGAGGGUCUAUGCCACACUCCGUCUAUUUCACAUUAGAUUCUGUGGAAUCUUUAAUCGACGUCCUUCCAUAUAUGUUUUAUCUCGGCCUCUUCUUUGUAAACGUCCUCAUCCUCUACUAUGCCUUUCUAAUGGAAUACAUCGUGCUGAAUGUGGGGAUUGUGUUCCUGCCCGAGGACAUGGACCAGGCUCUGGUGGAUCUGGGUGUCCUCUCUGACCCGGCGUCCGCCCCGUAUGAGACAGACACAGAGUUUGAUGUGUUUGAGGGAUAUCUGGAAUAGGGUUAAGACGGACAGAUCAUGGCUCGAGAAGGCAUUGUGUAUAACACAGUCAAGGACUGGAGCACUGACGAUGAUUGCUGUUGCUGUGAGAAAAUGGUGCCUUGGUCAUCGCAUCAAAGAAACCUGAGCAUGAAGAAGUUGUCCAGGCUCAAGAAAAAUGAUGUGUAACAAAUCUGAUCAGGUGGAAUUUUCCCAGGGAAAAGCCAGACGUCCAUGGCAGAAGGUUCUCCAUAAAACAAAACGGAUCGGAUCGACGUAGGACAGGACAUCACUUACACUGACACUGUGGCUCUCGAAUCACCAAGCUGGCUUAGUUUUAGUUUGAGUCUGAUGUGUUGUUCAAGCUGCGAGAUUCAGAGCUUCACUGCAUUUCAGAAUAUAGAUAUAUUUUUUAUUCAGUAAAUUAAUGAAGCACUUAACGUUUUACACUUUCAUUUCAGCCGGAGGAGUCUGUCUGAGUUCUGCAUGUUUUUUAAAAAAUCUGUUAUUUUCUCAAUUAGAUGAUUUAGGUGAGCAAUACCUCUGUGAGACAGACGUUAUGUUCUCAGUAUUGUGCUGCUUUGGAAGAGUGUGAGAGCUGUACGCUUGUGACAUGCUGGAAAACAUCGAUUUGUUCCAAUUGAUGGAUUUCAGAGAUGAACUCAGUCUGCGCACAGAUACAGUAUACUGUGUGUAUAUGAUAAAUAUAUAUUUAAUAAAUAAUUAAUUUCACUUUA